UGAGGACUGAAUCCGCUGAAUCCGCUGAAUCCGCUGAAUCCCAGUGAAAACGUCCACUAGAAGGUCCACACGACUGUCUACUCGUUGGGUGAAUUCGAUUGCCACGCUUUAAGACGCUCGAGGGUUACGACCAUGUUUGGCUCGAGCUCGGCCUUCGGUGCGAGCAAUCCCGGCACGGGUGGAUUCGGCGCGGCCAAUCAGACCGGCUCGACCAAUCCCAUGAAAGACUUCGAAGUGAGUGCCGCCCCCGACGAUUCGGUGUCGUGUCUGCGGUUCUCGCCGCCCGCUCUCAAUAGCACCUUCCUCAUCGCCGGAUCGUGGGACAACAAUGUGCGCCUUUGGGAGAUCCAAGCCAAUGGCACCUCCGAACCCAGGCAUCAACAGAGCAUGCAGGGCCCGAUUUUGGAUGUCUGUUGGCAAGAUGAUGGGAGCAAAGUGUUCAUGGCUUCGUGUGACAAGCAAGUCAAGAUGUGGGACUUGGGCUCGAAUCAGACGAUGCAGGUGGCCGAGCACGGCGCGCCCAUCAAAUCCAUCCGGUGGGUCAAGGCUCCCAAUUACACGGCCCUCAUGACCGGCUCGUGGGACAAAACCCUGAAAUUCUGGGACACACGCUCUCCCAAUCCCAUCAUGAGCAUCGACUUAGGCGAGCGGUGUUACUGUGCUGACGUGGACUAUCCCAUGGCCGUAGUGGGCACGGCCGGAAGAGGCAUUAUCAUCUAUUCCUUAGAAGGCCAACCCAAAGAGUUCAAGCGGAUCGAACCGCCGCUCAAAUAUCAACAUCGCUGCAUCUCAGUCUUUAAAGAUAAGAAGGGACAACCCACCGGCUUUGCUUUGGGGAGUGUGGAAGGACGAGUGGCCAUUCAGUAUGCCAAUGCCACCAAUCCCAAGGAUAAUUUCACGUUCAAAUGCCAUCGUUCGAAUGGCGUGAGUAACGGUUUCCAAGACAUUUAUGCCGUUAACGAUUUGGCAUUCCACCCUCAACACGGAACGCUCGCUACAGUCGGCUCAGAUGGACGAUUCUCGUUUUGGGACAAGGAUGCCCGGACCAAACUGAAAACGUCGGAGCCCAUGGACCAACCUAUCACGGCCUGCUCAUUUAGCAGUAAUGGGCAGAUUUUUGCUUAUGCCGUCAGCUACGAUUGGUCUCGGGGCCACGAGUUUUACAAUCCUCAGAAGAAGAACUACAUCUUUCUUCGGCCGUGCUUUGACGACCUGAAACCCCGAGCCAAACCUUGAGUGCCCUGUGACGAUGGGUCAAGCAUAGCCCGCCAUCUCAGCUCGCCACCGAUCUCUCGUCGCCUGGUUAUUUCUAAUAUUCUCAACAUCAUGCUUGUGUAUUAUUAUAAUGUUGGAGGAAAACGCAGAUAUAUUUUGACUAAA
Molecule: messenger RNA, 1380 nt
Organism: Tigriopus californicus
Lineage: Eukaryota; Metazoa; Arthropoda; Copepoda; Harpacticoida; Harpacticidae
Gene: Rae1
Product: protein Rae1-like
Exons: 4
Coding region: 133-1236 (367 amino acids)
Biological process (GO): transcription-dependent tethering of RNA polymerase II gene DNA at nuclear periphery; RNA export from nucleus
Cellular component (GO): nuclear pore
Molecular function (GO): RNA binding; ubiquitin binding
Source: RefSeq, a predicted model, not a curated record